AUGACCCGAGAUAGUCCAGAAUCUAGCAGCAAUCACAGCUCUACAAACAAGCAUACUGAACAGAGGACCCCGUUUGAUAGGAAUUCAUUUGACUACAUUUUACGAUCAGGAUUAGCUGGAGGUAUAUCAGGUUCAUGUGCGAAAACAUUGAUUGCACCCUUAGAUAGAAUAAAAAUUCUAUUUCAAACAUCUAACCCCCAUUACACAAAGUAUGCAGGCUCAUUAAUAGGAUUAGUAGAGGCAGCCAAGCAUAUAUGGAUCAAUGACGGCAUAAGAGGGUUUUUUCAAGGCCAUUCAGCUACUCUCUUAAGAAUAUUUCCAUAUGCUGCCGUCAAAUUUGUUGCCUAUGAACAGAUCAGGAACAACUUGAUUCCCUCGAAAGAGUUUGAAUCGCAUUGGAGAAGGUUGGUGAGUGGUUCGCUGGCAGGAUUAUGCAGUGUCUUCAUAACAUACCCCUUAGACCUUGUGAGGGUUAGGUUGGCAUACGAGACAGAACAUAAAAGAGUAAAACUGGGGAAGAUAAUAAGAAAAAUAUAUGCGGAACCAGCUUCAACCACACUAAUCAAAAGUGAGUAUCUUCCCAACUGGUUUUGUCACUGGUGCAAUUUUUACAGGGGUUAUGUUCCAACAGUACUUGGAAUGAUUCCUUAUGCAGGUGUAUCUUUUUUUGCGCACGAUUUGCUUCAUGAUGUGCUGAAGAGUCCUUUCUUUGCGCCCUAUUCAGUAUUGGAACUUUCCGAGGAUGAUGAAUUAGAAAGGAUACAAAAAAAGCAGAGAAAACCUUUGCGCACUUGGGCUGAAUUGAUCUCUGGUGGCUUAGCAGGUAUGGCCUCCCAAACAGCCGCAUAUCCGUUUGAAAUCAUCAGGAGAAGACUGCAAGUUAGCGCCCUAUCUCCAAAAAAUAUGUAUGACCAUAAAUUUCAAUCAAUUUCCGAGAUUGCUCAAAUAAUAUUCAAGGAACGUGGAUUACGGGGAUUUUUUGUUGGUCUAAGCAUUGGUUACAUUAAGGUGACACCUAUGGUAGCAUGUAGUUUUUUCGUUUAUGAAAGAAUGAAAUGGAAUCUUGGCAUUUGA
This is a messenger RNA of Saccharomyces kudriavzevii IFO 1802, 1074 nucleotides long. It is a transcript of the gene LEU5, whose product is annotated as coenzyme A transporter. The record is from RefSeq and is a predicted model, not a curated record. The transcript has a single exon. Gene Ontology annotation, cellular component: mitochondrial inner membrane. The coding region runs from base 1 to 1074 and encodes 357 amino acids. Gene Ontology annotation, biological process: transmembrane transport. Lineage: Eukaryota; Fungi; Ascomycota; Saccharomycetes; Saccharomycetales; Saccharomycetaceae.